AUGGCGGACAGCGCAGCCCUGAGCCGGGACUCCGUGCUUGUUGAAGAUGUGACCAUAGACUUUACCCAGGAAGAGUGGACUUUGUUGGAUUUUUCUCAAAGGAAACUCUACAAAGAUGUGAUGAUAGAAAUAUUCAAGAACCUAUGCUCAGGAGAGUACACAGUGGAGAAAAGCCUUUUGAAUGUAAAGAAUGUGGGAAAACAUUUAUCUUUUUCUCACAGCUCACUCAGCAUAGAAUAA
This is a messenger RNA of Elephantulus edwardii (Cape elephant shrew), 240 nucleotides long. Its product is annotated as zinc finger protein ZnFP12-like. Gene Ontology annotation, biological process: regulation of DNA-templated transcription. Bases 1 to 240 code for a protein of 79 amino acids. The record is from RefSeq and is a predicted model, not a curated record. Lineage: Eukaryota; Metazoa; Chordata; Mammalia; Macroscelidea; Macroscelididae. The transcript is spliced from 3 exons.